CCAAUUAGGCGGUGUUGAUGAUAACAGUGUCGAGUUGGGUGCGGGUGGGGAGGGAUACCGGGUGAUGAGCGAGAAGAUGCGAGAGGGUACCGGGCCACCGGUGGCCCACGUCCUAAAUUACGAGAGCUUAGUGCACGCCGUGGCCGGGGCUGCGGGGGGUUUGACCGCGAUGACCGUAUUUUACCCGCUGGACACCGCGCGCUUGAGGCUUCAAGUGGACGAGAAGAUGAAGGCGAAAUCGACCCCCGUUGUCUUGGGCGAGAUCAUCAAGGAGGAAGGACUGUCGGCGGUGUACCGCGGCUGGUUCUCCGUCAUCUCCAGCCUCUGCUGUUCCAACUUCGUCUACUUCUACACCUUCAACACCCUGAAGGAGACCUGGGCGAGAGGCCAGCCCCCUUCCAACAGCAAGGACCUCGUCAUGGGCUUUAUCUCUGGUGUGGUCAACGUGCUGGUCACCACUCCGCUCUGGGUGGUCAAUACCCGGCUCAAGAUGCAGGGGGCGGCGUUCCGCAACGAGGACAUCCAGCAAACCAACUACAAAGGCAUGCUGGAUGCAGUGACGCAGAUCGUGCAGACGGAGGGGGUGCCGGCACUGUGGAGUAGCACUUUCCCCUCUCUCCUUCUUGUCUUCAACCCCGCCAUCCAGUUCAUGUUCUACGAGGGCCUGAAGCGGCAGCUGAUGAAGGGGCGGACUGAGCUCCUCUCUCUCGAGGUCUUCAUUAUCGGAGCCAUUGCCAAGGCAAUUGCCACCACGUUAACGUACCCGCUACAGACUGUGCAGUCCUUACUUCGGUUCAGCCAGCGGAAGAUGGAGCGAGGGAGAGGGAUUCUGGGAAGUCUCCGAAGCAUCUUCUACCUCUUGAGUCAGAGAGUGAAGAGGCAGGGUUUCCAGGGUCUCUACAAGGGCCUGGAGGCCAAGCUGCUGCAGACAGUCCUGACCUCUGCCCUGAUGUUCCUCAUCUACGAGAAGAUCGCGGGCUUCAUUUUCCGAAUCAUGGGAGUGGCCCCUCGUGUGAAAAACUAGCGAGUGAACGAGCUACCUCAGGGACACGGUCGCCUCACCACCCGUCUCGCCCUCUCGCCCUCGCCAGGACCUCGGCCGGGUGUCACAUGAGAGGAAGACCAAAGGGUAAACCCGUGGGGUUCACGGACGACCCGCUUUGACAGGGAGUUGCCUUCGGUUGAGGUCAAACAUGUUGGCAUUUAUUAAAAUGAACGUUCGGCUUUGCUGCCUCACCAGA
Hypanus sabinus (Atlantic stingray) is the source of this 1241-nucleotide messenger RNA. Its product is annotated as peroxisomal membrane protein PMP34-like. The transcript is spliced from 9 exons. The coding region runs from base 65 to 1024 and encodes 319 amino acids. Lineage: Eukaryota; Metazoa; Chordata; Chondrichthyes; Myliobatiformes; Dasyatidae. The record is from RefSeq and is a predicted model, not a curated record. Gene Ontology annotation, cellular component: peroxisomal membrane. Gene Ontology annotation, molecular function: coenzyme A transmembrane transporter activity; NAD transmembrane transporter activity; AMP transmembrane transporter activity.